Lotus japonicus is the source of this 2448-nucleotide messenger RNA. Its product is annotated as ETHYLENE INSENSITIVE 3-like 3 protein. Gene Ontology annotation, cellular component: nucleus. The coding region runs from base 261 to 2009 and encodes 582 amino acids. NCBI's taxonomy places the organism in Eukaryota, Viridiplantae, Streptophyta, Magnoliopsida, Fabales, Fabaceae. The record is from RefSeq and is a predicted model, not a curated record. Gene Ontology annotation, molecular function: DNA-binding transcription factor activity; DNA binding. The transcript is spliced from 3 exons.
ACUCACCUUCUCUCUCCUCUCUGUCUCUCUCUCUCUCUCUCUCCACCCAAAAUCUCACCAUAGCAACACCAUCAUCGAUGUUCGUGCUAUUCUGGGUAUCGAAAGCAAAACCCUUUUUGGAUUCUUGACAAAAAAAUUCUUCUUUUCUGAAUUCCCCAUCUUCGAAUCCAAAAGCAUAGUACCCAAUUCGAAUCCAACAAAUUGGUUUUUGCAGUUUUCGAAUAUUGUCUUCACCUGGUCUAUCCCACCAAUUCUUUGAAAUGGAAGAAAUUGGAGUUUGCUCAGAUUUAGAAGUUGAUGAUAUUCAGUGCCAAAAUAUAGCUGAGAAAGAUGUCAGUGAUGAAGAGAUUGAACCAGAAGAAUUGGAGAGGCGGAUGUGGAAGGAUCGCAUCAAGCUCAAAAGGCUCAAGGAAAAACAGAAGCUUGCCGCACAGCAGGCUGCGGAGAAGGGAAAGCCCAGGCAGUCCUCUGAUCAAGCUCGGAGGAAGAAAAUGUCCCGAGCACAAGAUGGUAUUCUGAAGUAUAUGCUGAAGCUUAUGGAAGUCUGUAAAGCACGCGGAUUUGUGUAUGGAAUUAUUCCUGAGAAAGGAAAGCCAGUUAGUGGUUCCUCGGAUAACAUUCGUGCCUGGUGGAAAGAAAAGGUAAAGUUUGAUAAGAAUGGCCCUGCAGCCAUAGCCAAGUAUGAAGCAGAGUGCCUUGCUAUGAGUGAAGCCGAAAAUAGCCGAAAUGGGAACUCUCAGAGCAAUCUCCAAGACUUGCAAGAUGCAACACUCGGGUCACUCUUGUCUUCUCUCAUGCAACAUUGUGAUCCUCCUCAGAGGAAGUAUCCAUUGGAAAAGGGUAUUCCCCCACCUUGGUGGCCAACUGGGAAUGAGGAUUGGUGGUUACAUCUGAAUUUACCUCAUGGCCAGAGUCCUCCUUAUAAGAAGCCACAUGAUUUGAAGAAGAUGUGGAAAGUGGGAGUGCUAACUGCUGUUAUAAAGCACAUGUCGCCUGAUAUUGCAAAAAUAAGGAGGCAUGUCCGCCAAUCAAAGUGCUUGCAGGACAAGAUGACUGCAAAAGAAAGCGCGAUUUGGUUGGGUGUAUUAAGUCGAGAAGAAGCUCUCAUUAGGCAGCCUAGUAGUGAUAAUGGUAUGUCUGGAAUAACUGAAACGCCUCCUGGUGUUCUUGUUGAGAAUAAGCAAGCUGCUGCUAGUAGUGCUAGCAACUAUGAUGUUGACGGUGCGUUUGAUGGCGUUGGAUCUGUUUCAUCUAAAGAAGAUAGGAGAAUUCAGUUGAUGGAUGAUGCUGAACCAUCAGAUAACUUGCACAGGAAUCCUGUCCAAGACACAGAUCAAGUUAAGAAGCAACCCAGGAAGAAAAGACCCCGCUCAAGGUCAAACGCAACCGACAAACUACCAGCACAAUCUGACAAUGAAAUUUCACAUGUCGAGCCGAGAAGCAUACUGCCGAACAUGAACCAGACAGAAACACAAGUAGUUGGACUCCAGAUUCAUGGAAAUGAACAGGGGAAUGAGCCAGGUUCUGCUUUUAGAGGACUGGAAAAUCAUCAUGAGGUCCCAGCUCAACUACCAGCUCCUGAGUUUGAUCAUUAUUCUUAUCUGCCCGCAAACAACUUAAUUUCCUCCGAUAGCAUGUAUGGGAAUGGAAGGCCAUUGCAGUAUCCUGAGCUGCAAACUCCCAACAUGCAUCAUGAAACUACCUACAAUCUCUAUAAUCCAGUGGCAGGAUAUGGACAUAUUCAAGAUGUGCAGCCGCUGCAGUAUGUGAACCCUGAAAUUAGGCCACAGAAUGAUGCAGUUUCUAUGCCAGCAGCAGCACAUAUGAAAAGCGAUGAAAUUCCAGGAGGAGACUUGCAUUAUUUCGGCAAAGACCCGUUUCAAAAUGAACUUGAUAGGCCUAUAGAUCACGCUUUGUUCGGUUUAGAUUUUGGAGGACUCAACAGUCCACCAUUCGAUAUAGGUGAUUUCUUGGGCGAUGAUGAAAUGAUCCAGUACUUUGGAGCAUAGAUUAUUGCAACUAGUAAAUCAGCACAGACUGAACAGGUGGCUGAAGGUUACAGAUUGGUGUUAGUGUUUAUGCAGUUUAAGGUUGAAAGGUACAAUCUUAGCAUUGGCAAGUCAUAAAUGUGCAGAACUUGAAGAACUGAAGCAUGGAUUUUGUUUUAUUGAUUACCGACCCCAUUUUCAUAUCAAUAAAUAUGUUUGGGGUUCCCAUGUAAAUUUGUCAAUUGUGGGGCUGGCUAGAAUAGCGUUGGGUCAAUGCUUCUAAAUUUAACAUCGUUGUCUUUAUACAGUUUGGCAAAUUAUCAUUGUCUUUAUAGUACUUCUCCGUGUCAUCCUUUAGAAUGGGAAAAUAUUAGUAAUUUAUUUUUUUAACUAAAGGAGAAAUAAAUUUUCGUAUUCUCUAUUCAAAGUUAUUUAUAGAAAAUAUUUAGUCGUUUGUAUC